AUGCCCGAUGACCCAGAGAAUGCCAUGCCAUUUAACAUGGAGAACGCCAAUUCUCCAGCUCAUAUGGCCACUUCUUCAGGCUAUUGUUUGGGGACAUCUCCUGAAAAGAUACUCACCGGAAUCGUUAGAUCCGUCGAACAUGCGGAACAGCGAAAAGCACGCUUCAAUAUUCCUGAUUCUGUUGCUAGAUCGUUCGCUGAUGCUUCCACCGCCACCGCAACAUUUCACCAACCGAGUGAAGGUCCCAUCAGUGAUCUCACCAUGACCGAUGCUCCUGCAACCGACCUCGACCUGCUUCCUCCAAGUCCUCAUAUCGUAGUCUCAUAUGUCUUGUGGACCUUGUGA
Molecule: messenger RNA, 345 nt
Organism: Penicillium antarcticum
Lineage: Eukaryota; Fungi; Ascomycota; Eurotiomycetes; Eurotiales; Aspergillaceae
Exons: 1
Coding region: 1-345 (114 amino acids)
Source: RefSeq, a predicted model, not a curated record